AUGGCCAAGCGCCUCGUGCCAUGGCUUUUUAAUCUUCUCGUCACGCUCUGGACGCUGUGCUGCCAGGCCGCCGGCGCGGACCCGACCACCGGCUUCACCGCCGUCGAGGUCUCGGAGGACCGGUUCAAGCUCCACAAGCCGUACGACCUGCCGCCGGAGCAGCGGUACGAGCUCCGCGACGGCGUGCGGCGGCUCUGGGUCUACUGCGACGACAAGCCCUUCAGCGCUGGCAGCCCCACCAAGCCGCGCGCCGAGAUCCUCCUCAACAGGACGUACAGCUCCGGGGUGUGGCAGUUCGAGGGGUACGGGUACGUGCCGGCCGGCACGACGGGGGUGUCCGUGAUGCAGGUGUUCGGCGCGGCCGGACCGCCGCGCAACACGACGCUGAUGCUGCACGUCUACGGCGGCCGGCUCGUGUACUACCGCGACGAGACGAAGGUGGUCGACGGCGACAUCUACGACCGGUGGUUCAGGCUCAACGUCGUCCACGACGUCGAGGCGUCGGCGCUCACCGUGUUCGUCGACGGCCAGCAGAGGCUGACCGUGCCCGGCUACGGCGGCCACCGACACUACUUCAAGUUCGGGGUGUACACGCAGACAGACCCCUCGCAUUACAUGGAGUCGCGGUGGAGGGAUGUCAAGGUGUACACCAAGACUCCCUACUGA
Lolium rigidum is the source of this 666-nucleotide messenger RNA. Its product is annotated as citrate-binding protein-like. The record is from RefSeq and is a predicted model, not a curated record. The transcript is spliced from 2 exons. NCBI's taxonomy places the organism in Eukaryota, Viridiplantae, Streptophyta, Magnoliopsida, Poales, Poaceae. The coding region runs from base 1 to 666 and encodes 221 amino acids.